Molecule: messenger RNA, 5030 nt
Organism: Equus caballus (horse)
Lineage: Eukaryota; Metazoa; Chordata; Mammalia; Perissodactyla; Equidae
Source: RefSeq, a predicted model, not a curated record
CCUCAAAACUGUCAGGGCCAUCAAAAAUAGGAAAAGUCUGAGAAACUGUCAUAACCAAGAAGAGCCUAAGGAGAAAUGAACACUAAAAAUAAUAUGGUAUCUUGGAUGAGACCCUUGAACAGAAAAAGGACUUUAGGACAUGAAUUAAACAAUGGAUGACUGUUCUGCUGCGUCGACGUUCCUGACCGACAGCUUGGAAUUAGAGCUGGGGACAGAAUGGUGCAAACCUCCUUGCUUUUCUUGUGCUUUUGACGACAGAGGAGGAGGAAAACAUUUUUCUGGAGAGUCCUACCUUUCCAGCGGAGCCCUUAAGCGAUUAAUUUUGAAUCUUGAUCCUUUACCAACUAAUUUUGAAGAGGAUACAGUGGAAAUAUUUGGCAUUCAGUGGGUUACUGAAACAGCAUUAGUGAAUUCGUCUAGAGUGCUCUUUCAUUUAUUCAGGCAACAACUGUACAACUUGGAAACCUUAUUACAGGCCAGCUGUGAUUUUGGGAAGAUAUCAACCCUACACUGCAAAGCAGACAGUAUUAGGCAACAGUGUGUAACAUUUCUUCAUUAUAUUAAAGUUUUCAUCUUCAGGUACCUGAAAGUACGGAAUGCUGAGAGUCAUGUUCCUGUCCAUCCCUACGAGGCUUUGGAGGCUCAACUUCCCUCUGUGUUGGUUGACGAGCUUCAAGGAUUACUCUUGUAUAUUGGACAUCUAUGUGAACUUCCCAGUAUUAAUCCAGGAGUAUUUGUAAAUCAAAACCAGAUUAAGCUAUUUCCACCAUCAUGGCAUUUAUUACAUCUCCACUUAGAUAUCCAUUGGCUGGUGCUGGAAAUUCUUCACAUGCUUGGUGAAAAAUUGAAACAAGUUGUAUACAGUCAUCAGUUUGUGAACCUGGCAGGUGACAAUUUAACCAAUGUCAGCCUAUUUGAAGAACAUUGUGAAAAUCUCCUUUGUGAUUUAAUAAGCCUGUCACUCAACAGGUAUGACAAGGUUGGGCCUUCUGAAGCAUUAAUUCGUCACCAUUGCCCGUGUGCAUGCAUUAAAGAAUUGUGGGUUCUACUCAUUCAUCUUCUAGAUCACAGAAGUAAAUGGUCUCUCUCAGAAUCAUUUUGGAACUGGUUGAAUAAACUACUUAAAACACUCUUCGAAAAAUCAAGUGACCGAAGACGACCUUCUGUGCCUAUAAUCCAGCCCAGGGAUCCAUUAGGUUUUAGCUGGUGGAUUAUUACUCACGUAGCAUCAUUUUACCAGUUUGAUCGCCAUGGAGCACCAGAUGAAAGGAGACAAAUGGAAUCGAAUUGGAACUUUGCAGAAGAACUGCUGAAAAAGUCCAUCAGUGUUCAGGAUGGUAUACUAGAAGAGCAAUUACGAAUGUGUCUUCACUGUUGUUUGACACUUUGUGAUUUCUGGGAGCCAAACAUUACAAUCGUCACUGUUCUCUGGGAAUAUUAUAGUAAGAACCUGAAUAGUUCUUUCAGUAUAUCUUGGCUUCCUUUGAAAGGCCUUGUAAAUAUUGUUAAGUCAUCCUUGUCUAUGCUAGAAAUGGUGAAGACCUGCUGUUGUGAUAAACAAGAUCAUGACCUGUAUAAGUCCAACAGUAGUUACACCAUUUUCCUUUGCAUUUUGGCAAAAGUUGUUAAGAAAGCAAUGAAGAACAAUGGCCCUCAUCCUUGGAAACAAGUCAAAGGAAGAAUAUAUUCUAAAUUCCAUCAAAAAAGAAUGGAAGAACUAACUGAAGUUGGUCUGCAGAACUUUUUCAGUCUUUUUUUACUGUUAGCAGCUGUUGCAGAGAUAGAAGAUGUAGCAAGUCAUGUUUUAGGCCUUCUGAAUUUCCUCAAGCCCACCUUUAUAACGUCUUCUCUCAUUUGGAAGGGUCAGAUGGCCUUCCUCUUGAUGUAUACCCAGAAAAAUCUGGACAUUAGUGUUUUGGCUGAGAAAUUUUCAAGUGCUUUCCGGGAGAAAGCAAAGGAGUUCUUGGUAUCUAAGAAUGAUGACAUGGGACAAAGACAGACUCUCUGGACACUUCUUUCUAUCUAUAUGGAUGGUGUUCAAGAAGUGUUUGAGACUAGCCAUUGCUUGCAUCCUUCCCAUGAAAAACUGCUGAAUGAUGGAUUUAGUAUGCUUCUGCGAGGUUGUCAAGAAUCUGAACUUAGGACAGUAUUGAGCUUUCUACAGGCUGUUCUGGCCAGAAUCAGGAGUAUGCAUCAACAGUUGUGUCAGGAACUUCAAAAGGAGAAUAUGGACUUAAUUGCGCAGUCUUCAUUAUCGGCUAAAGAGCGCCACCUUGCUGCAGUUGCCAGUGCGCUGUGGAAACAUUUCUUUUCAUUUUUGAAGAGUCAGAGAAUGUCACAGAUAGUGCCUCUCUCACAACUUGCAGAUGCAGCUGCAGAUUUUACUUUGUUAGCAAUGGACAUGCCCAGCACAGCUCCAUGCGAUCUUCAGCCUCAGCCAGUUACAUCAAUGAUACAACUUUUUGGUUGGGAUGAUAUCAUCUGGCCCCAAGUUGUAGCAAGAUAUUUAAGUCAUUUCCUACAAAAUAGCAUGUUGUGUGAAGCACUUUCUCAUUCAGGCUGUGUGUCUUUUCAAGCCCUAACGGUGAGAUCUUGGAUCCGCUGCAUUUUGCAAAUGUAUGUAAAAAACCUCUCUGUGCCUGAUGAUGUGUUCGUUGAUUUAAGUCCUGAACAGGCAGUUGAAAAAGAGUACAUGGAACAGUUGGCUGAACUGACAAGGUUGCUGUUUAAACUCUCAGAAGUAAAGAAUAUUUUCUCAGAGGCACAAGUCGAAUAUUCACCCAUCCCAGAAGACCCUAGAAAAGCACUUGUUCAAUUCCUUGAGGCUGUUGGUAUAACUUAUGGGAAUCUGCAGAAACUUUCUGAUAAAUCUGCCAUGGUCACAAAGUCCUUAGAAUACCUUGGUGAAAUAUUAAAAUAUAUAAAACCUUAUUUGGGAAAAAAAGUUUCCAGUGCAGGGCUGCAACUGACUUAUAGGAUGAUGGGAAUUCUUGUGAAAUCGUGGGCACAGAUCUUUGCCACCUCUAAAGCCCAAAAAUUACUAUUCCGGAUCAUAGAUUGUUUACUGCUGCCACAUGCAGUGUUGCAGCAAGAGAAGGAGCUGCCUGCGCCUAUGUUAACUGCGAUUCAGAAGAGUCUUCCUCUGUAUCUCCAGGGCAUGUGUAUCGUGUGUUGUCAGUCUCAAAAUCCCAAUGCCUAUUUGAAUCAACUUCUAGGGAACGUUAUUGAGCAGUAUAUUGGGCGGUUUCUUCCAGCUUCACCACAUGUUUUAAGUCUUGGACAACAUCCUGUUUUGUUGGCAGUGAGAAACUCGGCCACUGUUCCACCAAUGUCAUCUCUAAAGAAAUGCAUCGUACAAGUGAUAAGGAAAUCCUACCUUGAGUGUAAAGGGUCCUUGCUCCCUCCUCGCUUAGCAUCCAUUCUGGCCUUCAUCCUCCAACUCUUCAAAGAAACUAACAUCGACAUUUCUGAGGUUGAACUUCUCCUCCCAGGCAUCUUAAAAUGCUUGCUCUUGGUCAGUGAACCUCAAGUUAAAAGGCUGGCCACAGAGAACCUGCAAUACAUGCUAAAAGCCUGCCAAGUGGGGUCAGGAGGAGAGCGUGCCGCCCAGCUGACUUCUGUGUUUAGGCAUUUUAUCCAGGAUUAUGAUACGAGAUACAGUUAUCAGAUUUACAACAUUUUAGAAACAGUAGCAGCAUUGGACCAGCAGCUUGUUGUCCACUUGAUUUCUACCCUCACUCAGUCUCUGAAGGAUUCAGAGCGGAAAUGGGGCCUUGGCAGAAAUAUAGCACAAAGGGAAGCCUAUAGCAAACUUUUAUCUCACCUAGGACAAGAUGGACAAGAUGAGAUGCAGAGACUGGAAAAUGACAAUACCUAAUAUAUUUUAUGAUUAAUCUUCUCUAUUAUACUUAUCUAAGGCCACUUUGCACCAUUUUGACUCCUACUUUUAAUUAAUUGUAUUAUCUGUUAAAAAUGCUUUCUAGGAUGUUUUCCUUACAUACGUGUAAGUAUAAAGUAUAUAAAUAAGAAAAUAAAGGUUAAUUAUGUUAUAGGAUCUUUGGAACUUGGCAAAACUGCAUUCUAUUUUGAAGAGAUUUUAAACUAAAGAAAAUCUUUCUAACUGGGAGUGUUAUCUGUGUGUGACUAUUAAGCAGGUAUGUACUGGUUGAUCCAUGGACUUUUCACUGACUUCCUGCAUUCUGAGCGAUUUGUGUUUGUUUUUUACAAGUUAUGUUUUAAUACAAUACUUUUUCAAAUUACCUGACUACCCUAUGCUGGGUUCUUUUAGAGGGGGGAUCAGAAGAUGGGACUGUGUGUUUCUUAUCCUUUUUCAUACUAUGUGUGAGGCAAGUUAGUAAAACCCUUACAAAGCACACUUAACUCUGUGAGAAAUGAGACUGAAUUGGCUAAAUGAUUUAUACACAUAAUAUAUAAAAUUUUUUUAAACUUAAGCCAACAGUGUUUAUGCUUAGGUUCCAACUGCUGCUGGAUGUUUUUCUGUACCCAUCCUUUCUUUUGGAGGUAUCAUUAAAAGACCUAUUAGGAGGAAGAUAAACAAGAGCCUUUAGGAAAGAGAAUAAAUAAUAUUCUGGAAAAUCAAUUACAAAUUACCAGAAGAGGUCUGAGAAGCCAGCUGAUUAUCUCUUUGCUCUUCAAUUAGAGCUUCUUGUAACUUAGCAUCUUUUAUGUUCACAGGGAACCAGUUUAGUUUCUUUUAGCAGAUGCUGUCUCUCAACUUGUUAACUAUCUUAUCCAGAUUUAUUUUACCACUUGGGCUCCUGUCCUUGACUCCUUUUUGUGGUUGAGCAUUAUUUAGUAAAAAUAAUGCCAGUCCUAAUGUUGGGAACCCACCUCGGUCUCAAACGCAGCACUGUUUUGUGACCUUGAGCAAGUUACUUAACUUUUCUGAGCCUCAGUUUAUUCAUAUAGAAAGAAGAAGAAACUUUUUCUGUUUCACAAUGCUCUUGUAAGAAUUAAUGGGAUGAUGUAUGUGAAAAUAUUUGGUGGCCUGUGUUCUGUGUGGAGGUGUG